GGAUCGAUCUUAAGUCGAUUAAGAGUGAACUGAGGUGUGGUGUACUGUCUUCAGCUGGUAUUGUGAUCUUUGAAUCGUAAACAAAAUUGUGGCACUGUGUACAGCACAUGUUUGUGUUUGAGUGUGUAGAUUAUUAAAACCUGACAAGAUGGUGAGAAAGAAAAUAGACAACAGAAUAAGAGUUCUAAUUGAAAAUGGAGUGACCCUAGGACACAGAACAAUGUUUGUUGUAGUUGGCGAUAAGGGUCGUGAUCAGGUUGUUAUAUUACAUCAUAUGCUCUCGAAAGCGACUGUCAAGGCAAGACCAAACGUAUUAUGGUGCUACAAAAAGGAACUCGGAUUCAGUAGCCAUCGCAAGAAGAGAAUGAAGAACCUUCAACGUAAAAUCAAAUCUGGAAAGCUAAAUGUUAAUGAAGAUGAUCCCUUUGAGUUGUUUGUAGCCUCAACAAAUAUACGGUAUUGUUACUAUGCUGAGACACACAAAAUAUUGGGAAACACAUAUGGCAUGUGUGUUCUCCAGGAUUUUGAAGCACUUACACCCAAUCUCUUAGCUCGAACUAUAGAGACAGUUGAAGGUGGUGGAAUCAUUGUUUUACUACUGCGAACUGUCAAAUCACUGCGCCAGCUGUACACAAUGAGUAUGGAUGUUCAUGAACGUUAUCGCACAGAGGCCCAUCAGGAUGUUGUUGGGCGCUUCAAUGAGAGGUUUCUGCUGUCGCUGUCAUCGUGCUCACGUUGUUUGGUGGUGGAUGACCAGUUAACUGUGUUGCCUGUUUCGUCACACAACCUUCAGGUUGAGCCUGUUGGUAGGCCUGAGGCAGCUGCAACUGAGCAAGAACUAUCAGAAUUGAAAGAGAGUUUACGGGAUACACAACCAGUGGGUGUUUUGGUCAACUGUUGCAAGACUGUAGAUCAGGCAAAGGCUCUUUUGAAAUUCAUUGAAGCUAUUUCAGAGAAAUCAUUACGUUCAACUGUAUCUCUGACAGCUGCAAGAGGCAGAGGCAAAUCUGCAGCUCUUGGACUUGCAAUUGCAGCAGCUAUUGCAUUUGGUUACUCUAAUAUAUUUGUCACAAGUCCCAGUCCUGAAAACUUAAAGACACUUUUUGAGUUUGUCUUCAAAGGCCUUGAUGUACUCGAGUACCAAGAACAUUUGGACUAUGAUGUUAUACAGUCUACAAACCCAGAAUUCAACAAAGCAGUUGUACGUCUUAACGUAUACAGAGACCAUAGACAGACUGUUCAGUACAUCCAUCCUACAGAUUCGCAUCGCCUUGGCCAAGCAGAGUUGGUGGUGAUUGACGAAGCUGCAGCUAUUCCCUUACCUUUUGUGAGAAAUAUGCUGGGACCAUACCUUGUGUUUCUGGCUUCAACAAUUAAUGGGUAUGAAGGAACAGGCCGCUCACUCUCCUUGAAGCUCCUGCAGCAACUAAGGAACCAAACUGCUCCUGUAGGUGCAACCGCUGAUCAAGCAAAAACAAAAACCCCAGCAGCAGCUACUGGGAGGGCCCUCCAUGAGGUGGCUUUGGAAGAAUCCAUUCGCUAUAAACCUGAUGAUGAUGUUGAGAAAUGGUUGACAGAUCUACUGUGUUUGGAUGCCACGUCUGUACAGCCAUUACUGUCUGGGUGCCCUCCUCCUGACAGCUGUGAUCUCUACUACAUAAACAGGGAUACUCUCUUCUGUUACCAUAAAGCCUCGGAAGCAUUUUUGCACCGAUUAGUUGCACUCUAUGUAGCCUCACAUUAUAAGAAUAGCCCAAAUGACUUGCAAAUGAUGUCAGAUGCUCCAGCACAUCAUCUCUUCUGUUUGCUUGGCCCUGUGGAUCCCAACAAAAAGUCAUUGCCUGAAAUCCUAGUUGUAAUUCAGGUUUGUUUGGAAGGCCAGGUAUCCAGAGGGUCUGUUGUCGAUGGGCUGUCUCGUGGUAAACGUGCAUCUGGAGAUCUUAUCCCAUGGACAAUAGCCCAGCAGUAUCAAGAUGAAGACUUCCCAUCCCUGGCAGGUGCUCGUAUUGUCAGGAUAGCAACACAUCCUGACUAUCAGGGGAUGGGGUAUGGCAGCAGAGCUUUGAAUCUUUUGAAAGAGUACUAUGAAUUCAAAGUGCCCAGCAUAGAUGAAGACCAGUUGCCAUCUGAAGUCAUAGAACCAGUGGAAGAUGAUGAGGUUGGCUUACUAGAGGAACACAUAGAACCUCGUAAAGCACUUCCGCCUUUGUUGCUGAAACUAAGUGAACGACCACCAGAGAGGUUGGACUAUUUGGGUGUAUCAUUUGGACUAACAGCAGAACUUCUAAAAUUUUGGAAAAGAGCUAAGUUUGUCCCAGUGUAUCUAAGGCAGACGACAAAUGAAUUGACAGGAGAGCAUUCAUGCAUUAUGCUGCGGACCAUCAACUCAUCAGGUGAAGACAGUGUGGAAAGACAAGAUGGAUGGCUGUGCGCAUUUGGAUCUGACUUUUGCAGGCGUUUCUCUUCACUGCUUGGCUUCCAGUUUCGCUCAUUUUCACCCGCCCUAGCACUUAGUGUGCUGCACAAUAAGGCCUUGAACCUUCCAUCUAAAGAUCUUACACAGCAAGAGCUGGACUGCUAUGUCACCAAGUAUGACAUCAAACGUCUGGAAAUGUACUCCAACAAUCUGGUGGACUACCAUUUGAUCAUGGAUCUCUUGCCUAUGUUAGCACGCCUUUAUUUCUUGCGGCAAAUGGGAGAUACUCACUUAUCAGCAGUACAAUCAGCAAUAUUACUUGGACUGGGACUGCAACACAAAACAGCUGAUGACUUGGCCACUGAGCUUGAGUUGCCAGUGUCACAGCUGCUGGGUCUUUUUAAUCGUACAAUUCGUCGAUUAGUUCAGUACCUGACAGGUGUUCUUGAGCGAGCAAUAGAAAAGGAUUUUGUGCAGCCAAAGCAAGCCUUAAAACUAAAUCCUUUAGUGAAGACGAUGCAGCAAGAAUUGAAUGAAGCAGCGAAGGACCUUAAACUAAAACAGCAGGAAGAAUUAAAGAGGCUGAAAAAUGAAAAUUUGAGUCAGUAUGUUAUAAAAGGCUCAGAACAAGAAUGGGACAGAGCUUUGUCGAAAGGAGCAAAGGGCAUAAUUUCUGUGAAGAGUGGUGAGAAAAGAAUAAAUGAAGAGCCGUCAAUCCCAGAAAAUUCUGGCAAAAAGAAGAAGAAAAAAGAGAAAAAGUCCUUCAGUUGAAUUGCUGUUAAUUAUAAUUAACAGUGUUAGCUUAAUAUAAUGUAUGACAAGGAGGACUGAAACUAAUCUUGACCUGUGCCCCCAAGUCAUAAACUUUGUAAAAAGUGUUGUUUGUAAUAUUUGUUGUCAACUGUAAAAGUUUGCUAUUUUAGUAGUGACUAUGUACAUAUUCAAAAUAAUAUAUCUGUUAAUUUU
This is a messenger RNA of Schistocerca piceifrons (Central American locust), 3382 nucleotides long. Its product is annotated as RNA cytidine acetyltransferase. The transcript is spliced from 20 exons. Lineage: Eukaryota; Metazoa; Arthropoda; Insecta; Orthoptera; Acrididae. Gene Ontology annotation, biological process: rRNA acetylation involved in maturation of SSU-rRNA. The record is from RefSeq and is a predicted model, not a curated record. Gene Ontology annotation, cellular component: nucleolus; 90S preribosome. Bases 149 to 3187 code for a protein of 1012 amino acids. Gene Ontology annotation, molecular function: ATP binding; 18S rRNA cytidine N-acetyltransferase activity; tRNA binding.